GAUAUUUGUAUCAAAAAGUAAUGGAGGACACGUAGGGCCGAAUGAACAGACAGAUGGUGUGUGAUUAAGCAACUGUAUUCUCUCUCUCUCUUCCAUGUCCUAAACCUAUGUCUCCAUACAUACACAUUCUCUACAAAAACUCAUUUCCUCUUCGGAUCCCUCCUUUAAAUAGCGUAUCCUUCUCUCCCUUCACUCAAACAUACAUUAAUCAUAUUCUAUAUGAAGAGGGAGAGGAAGAGACAAGGACCGGAGGAGAAGGAGGAGGAGGAGAAGAAGGAAGAGAGGAAGAUGGAGGUGGUGGUGGUAGAUGCAUUGGCUGCAGCAGCAACGGUGGCUGCGGCUGCGGCGGUGAAGGAUGAGGAGGAAUUGUGGGGGAUGAGGCUCAAGGCGGGAGAUGGUGUGGUCGAUGAGCUGAUGACUUGGAGCACCGUUUGGUUGCCUUCAUGUUGGGACGUUGAGUUCGUUGAGAAAAAUUAUGAAGUUUUGUAUAAUGAUGUUUUGUGGGACGAUGAUCUUUGGAAUUUGAACACUUCUUCCACUCAGCUUCCUCCUUUAGAUAACAUAAGACAAGAUUGAACGUUUUUUUCCAAUCGGUUCGGUUAUGGAGAUCAUCUUUUUCGGUUUUCGUAUGAACCAUGCAUAUUGUAAUCAAAAUUACUUGUUUUGAUUUGGUAUGGUUUCAUUUUAAACUUUUAGUCUUUAGAUCAUAAACUUUUUUUGUCAAAAGAAAAGUAUUACCUAAUUUGAGGACUUUUUCUCAACUUGGUUUUGGCUUUUCUCUUGGUUUAGUAUAAGUUUUUGGUUUUCUCCCGGUUCAGCAAACCGAACUAAGGUUCUUUAUGAAUUUGGAUCCUUUUUAUAGA
Messenger RNA from Camelina sativa (false flax), 863 nucleotides. RefSeq lists its product as uncharacterized. Lineage: Eukaryota; Viridiplantae; Streptophyta; Magnoliopsida; Brassicales; Brassicaceae. The record is from RefSeq and is a predicted model, not a curated record.